AAUAUUCCAAUCAAAUUCUCAUCUUCCCCUUUUCUUACUUUUUUGACCUUCAAAAUGCACAUUUUAGGCAGAUGGUUCUCUAAAAUCUACAUCUUUUCUCUGAGUGUCUCUUCAAGUUUAGUCUACGUCCAUUCAAAAGGUCCAUCCAGGUCAAUUUGUUGUUUGUCAGCUUGUUUGGUCAACAGUGUAACAAAAUGCCAAACCAGAUUCAAACUUCACGCUUUCUUGGCCUUCAUGCCCAAAAUCUGCCACCAAACAUACUGUAUUUUAGGACUUAAUUUCGAUUUUUAAUGUACAAGCUUGCCUUUUCCUGGGUGAAAGCCAAAAUAACUUGUGACUGGGACGGAAUCAAAUGUUGAUUGCGUCACCCUAAUUCCCCAUGUGACUUGCAUGAAAUAUAUUUUCAGUUGACUCAUAAAUUCAUGCUAGUCUCUUACACUCUUGCUAAUUGUUUUCGACUAAAGAUGUCAAAAUUGUUCAGAUUUUAAUCCUCGCCCUCUUGAAGGGCGUAUUUGCUCCUACUACAAAGAGUUUGCAUUAUUUGUUCUCGGCAACAAACAGCAAACUGACCUGGCACGGCCGAAGAAUGUCUAAAUGUGGGCAUAGCUAAUAUUAGAAGUGCCGUCACAAGAGAGGUGCCGGCCAUUCCGUGCAUAACUCCCUCCCAUCUCAGCACACGCAGAGAAGCAGUAACGGGGAGGGUUGGUCGGACUACGGACGGGAGAAACAUUUUGGACGGGUCAUUUAGUAGGGGGUGAAAGGCCAACAAAUGCGGGUGUUGAGCGUUCGCCGCUUGAAAUCAUACAUGCAAAAGAAACGGCAACAGCUGAAGCUAAAGCUAAAGGAGUUUCUAUGUAAGACUUGUCGGGAUCGUCAUGAGAGGAAGAGAGGAAAGAGCGUUCAAGACGACGAGGAGGGUCAUUUGAUAUAUCACCAUGGAGACUGGCUGCAAGCGAGAUAUGAGAUUGUUAGUACUUUAGGUGAAGGUACCUUCGGCAAAGUCGUGGAAUGUGUCGACCACCAAAGAGGGAGGAAAAGCAUAGCGCUGAAGAUAAUCAAGAACAUCGAGAAGUACCGAGAAGCAGCGAAGCUUGAGAUCAACGUGCUGGAGAAGCUGGCCGACAAGGAUCCCAGCAACAAAUUCCCUUUUGGUGAACAGGGGGACUGGUUUAGCACUAUGAUGGCCAAUGCCUCUCGGGAAUCCAGCCUAUGUGUGCAGAUGCUGGACUGGUUUGACUACCACGGACACAUGUGCAUCUCCUUCGAUAUGCUGGGACUAAGUGUCUUCGACUUCCUGAAAGAGAACAGCUACAUGCCCUACCCGCUACAUCAGGUUCGACACAUCGCCUAUCAGAUGUGCUACGCAGUCAAAUUUCUCCAUGACAACAAGAUAACCCACACCGACCUGAAGCCAGAGAACGUCCUCUUCGUAGACUCUUCAUAUGACAUGUUCUACAAUACAGAGAAGAAGAGAGAUGAGAGAUAUGUGAAGAAUACAGACAUCCGGCUGAUUGAUUUUGGUUCUGCCACGUUUGACUGGGAACACCACAGUACCAUCGUCUCCACCAGGCACUACAGAGCACCAGAGGUCAUUCUGGAGUUGGGCUGGGCCCAGCCGUGUGACGUCUGGUCCAUCGGUGCCAUCAUCUUUGAACUGUACCUGGGCUUCACCAUGUACCAGACACAUGACAACAGAGAGCACCUGGCUAUGAUGGAACGUAUCCUGGGACCAAUGCCCUCCAAACUAAUCAAGAAGACAAGGAAGCAGAAGUACUUCUACAAGUCCCGGUUAGACUGGGAUGAGUCCAGCUCGGCAGGAAGAUAUGUGAGGGAAAACUGCAAACCUCUACGGCGCUACAUGCUUGUGAACGACAAGGAACACGAGGAACUCUUCGACCUCAUCUCACAGAUGCUGACCUACGACCCCUCCAAACGCAUCACGCUAUCCGAGGCCCUCAGUCACCCCUUCUUCGCCCUCCUUCCGCCCGAGCAGCGCCUCGGCAGACGGGAACACUCGCACAGUCUCAGCAGAUGACAGGGCAAAGGUCAUAGUUCAAUGUUAGGGCAAAGGUCAUAGUUCAAUGUAAGCAAAGGUCAUAGUUCAAUGUCGGGACAAAGGUCGUAAUUCAAUGUCAGAACAAAUGUCAAAGUUCACUUUCAGGGCAAAGGUCAUAGUUCAAUGUCAUAGUUCACACUAGGCCGGUCAGAGGUGAACUGAAGUCUCGUGUAGGUAGUAUAUAUAGAUUGUCACAUUAUUUGUCACCUGUGUAAGCAUAAUGUAUCAAAACCAGGCCCACUUGCGGAUAUUCUUGAGAUUCCAGAAGGAAGAAACCUUGCAAUUUGGCAUGCUAACAUGAUAAAAGAUAUGAUAUUACGAUCACAUGUUCCAGAAAGACUAAAACAAACUUGUAGCAUAGCCUUCCAAGCAUGAUGACAAACAUCUCGAAGUCAUGUUGAUUUAUGCAUAUCUGCUAUUGUGGACAUCAGACAGACGAAUUCUAGGCCUUGAUACAACCGUCACAGUCUGCCAUGGGAACAAAGGUCAAUUUUUUUACGAUGAGUUCGUUUUGGUGUCCGCUAGUUAGUAUAUAAGGACGUUAGUGGACCAUUGUGGUAGUUGUUGUGCUCAUAUUCAUGUCAGUUUUGUAUAUGUCGGUACUUAUUGUCUCAAUCGUUGACAUUUCACAGAGUAUACGUGAUGUUGACGUGCAUGAGUGUGAAUUUGCUCGUCCUAAGAUAUAAUAGUAGGUAGCUAGUUUAAAGGAUGAAUGAUGUAAAUAAAGACCAAUAAUUGCUAUGUUUUGCAGAUACUGAAAAAUGAUAAUAAUGUAGAUGAGAAACACACUGGUGCAGCAUAGAUAAGUCGACAGAAUUCUACAGGACACGACGUGCAAGAAAAUGUAAAGCCACACAAUUGUAAAUUUUACUGUUUCGCUGAGUGUUACUUGUUACCGAAGUUAUCAUAAUUGGACGAGAGUCAUUUGUAUAUUUAUUGACUUCUGUGUCGUCGUGUUGGGAACAUUAUACGUUCAUAAAGUCAGUUUAACAUCGCUAAAUGUAAAGACUAUUUAUAGUGCCUUGAUACUGGCAUUCUGAAUUCAAAUGUUACCGUUUCAGAUGUGUGUGCAAUUGUGUUAGAAGGGAUCACUUUUUGUAGAGUAAUAACUUUUGGAAGCACUUCCAUAACCACUCGUUUCUUUUAGCAUUUUAAUUCAUUAGUACUUAUUGUACACAGAUUGUACACAAAUGCACAAGUAUUACAGGUGUUCAGUUGUUGAGGAAAAGUCAUGAAUUCUACUACAGUUUAGGGUUAUGGUUAGCAAAAGUCUAAAACAUGGGUAAUUUUUCUAUUUCAUCUUUAGAAAGAAUGCCAGCAAACUGCCAGUAAUUAUAAACGUCAAGUGAGCUGUCUGGGUACUUCAUUAUUUAUUAGCCAUCUUUGUAAGUUUAUUUUCACAAUGGCUAAACAUUCAUAAUCGCUGCUUAGCUCAUCACUUAAUAUUGUACAAAAGAUACCUAGAACUAAUGUACAAUCUUCAAUGACAAACGUGUAUUUGUAAGAAUGAUUAGUACUUCAUUUUCUGUUGAUAUUUAUUAAUGACGAACAUCAAAGGCUUUUCAUUGUACCUCAGUUCCAAGGGUUUGUGCAAAUGUAAACGAACAGCAUCAAAAGUGUAUCCAGCAUGUCGGUAGGUUUGUAGCGUACAUUACUGUAGGGAUGUCUUCCAAAUGUAUUCAUUAGCCUGUUGUAUGGGUAACAUAUGUCACAAUACACCUAAUGGUUUUGUAUAA
This is a messenger RNA of Branchiostoma floridae (Florida lancelet), 3792 nucleotides long. RefSeq names its product dual specificity protein kinase CLK2-like. The transcript is spliced from 13 exons. The record is from RefSeq and is a predicted model, not a curated record. Gene Ontology annotation, biological process: regulation of RNA splicing; protein phosphorylation. NCBI's taxonomy places the organism in Eukaryota, Metazoa, Chordata, Leptocardii, Amphioxiformes, Branchiostomatidae. Gene Ontology annotation, cellular component: nucleus. Gene Ontology annotation, molecular function: protein tyrosine kinase activity; ATP binding. The coding region runs from base 770 to 2035 and encodes 421 amino acids.